CGAGCGAAAGCUUCAGUUCACAAUACCCGAAAGGCAUUAAACGAGGAGGAAGAGGAGAAAGUGGCGCAUCAUGCAGCCUUGGAAGCAAGUCGAAGAAAAAGAGGUACAAAUAGAUAUAAAGACGGGAGGCCAUUUCCACGAAAAGUUCCAUCCGCUGUAUCCAACUGUCAAAGUGCCGGGCAUGAAGAAACUAUUGAAGCUCAGCGGACAGCUCUUGCAGAGAUGAGACAGCGUCUUCAUUAUCUGUCUUCAAAUACAUCUAACGGGAUUUCACCCGAUGAGCUAAUUUCUUUGGAAGAAGCCCAUAGAAGAGAAGUCCUUGGACUUAGACGACAAAUAAAAGAACUUCGGAUUCAGUUAGAAUGCUCUCGAAAGGGUUCAUCACGUUGGAAUAAGGAAUGCUCCAAUUCUACUGGUAACGGUAUUGAAGGUGAUAUAGCCUCUGAUCUAUUCUCAGACAACAACUUGUUUAAAAUUCUAAAGGUACGCUUGAAUUUAGAAGAAAACUACUUUCUUCUUAUACACACCUUCUGCCAAUUCUUCUCUCCUUCUUCUGCAUUGCUGAUUCGUCGUUCCUGUAUAGAUCCAGCAAACUCAGAAUUACGUGAACGUAUCUGGACAGAGCAGCAAAAGUUUGCUGUCAGUGUUAAAGGCAAAUUAAACAUGUUAUUCAAUCAACUUAAAAGAAACGCUAGUACAAUUCAGUCUUACGAGGCGCAGAUGGCUAAAUUGAGAUCUCUCAUUGUGGAAAUUAAGCAGCUUCGAGCAGAGAAGAUGAUAGCUGAAGCAAAGGCCACUGAUAUUGCUAGCACAUCAACGGAGAAGGCAAAGGAGGAGGAGACAGAAGCUGCCUUUGAGAUAAAUGAAGAGCUUCAGAGUCAAUUGAAUGUCGCCAAAAGACAGAUUGACGAACUAACUGACACAGUGAAGAAACUUAAAAGCCAAUUGGCAGACAAGGAGAAGGCUCUGAUAUUUCUCGCAAGAUUGAUUUCAACCCGUUUCAAUAAUUACAUUCUUUCUGUUACAUCUUCAAUGAAGGGAUAUAUUUGUCCCAGUGAUCGUCAAUUGGCUCUCCGAGCUAGUACUUUACCUUCGGAACUGUAUAUGAAUAUUUGUAGAUUGGGGACUGGUUGGUCGACAGUUGCGCUGGCCAACCAAAGGCGGGUAAAUACGCGCCUUUCGAAUGAAGAACUGGACCACAUCUACAGAGUUCUUCAACGUAAUGAUUCCAUCAAUGAGAAAGAAAACCGAAGGGUCAAAUCGAUGCUUCAGCGACUAGAAAACAUGAAAAUGUCCACGGUUCCACAAACCAAAACAACUUGUAGUCUAUGUGGUCACGAAUUUGGACUCCUUCUCAAGUCUUCCGCACAUUGUGCCGAUUGUGGACGUCUCGUCUGUUUGCGUUGUUCGAUGGAAUUUGUAGAAGUUAGUGAGAAAUCCAAACAGAUCCAGGACCCAGCGGAUAUUUCGCCUUCACGUUAUCUCCCACCUGGUUCCACCACAGCUGCUUCUGCUGCAGAAAAAAGAAAUUUUUCAAGAACUGUUCCAAAAUUUUGGGGAUCACAACAAAUGUCGGAGCAAAGAGACAACAUCAACGAUGAAUCUGGGUCACUAGACCAAUCUGCCUUCAAUGGAUCUACUAGAGGUCGGUCGAAGCAUAAGUCGUUCUCCCUGGAACGAAGGCAAUCUCUCUCUCGGAUCUCAAACUUAUUCACCAUUCCAAGAUCUCUGACUCCCAGUACCACAAUCACUCCGACCAGUAAUCGCUACCACCUCUGCAAACUCUGUUGUGAGGCACGCGAGGUGUGGAAACGAUCUGGCGCCUGGUUUCACAAAGGUUUCCCCAAAAGCGGUCUUCAUAGCAGCUGCCCUGCAAGUCCGCUAACUGGGAGAUCCGUCACGACGGCAGAUGGUUGGACCAGUCUACUUGCACGAGGUCCCACAGAAACACUUCCAACUGGAGCAGCGGCUUUGGCAGGUGAUGAAGACUGGACUCGUAUAGAAAAAAGACCUACGGAAACGGGCCCUUCAACUGAAGGUGUAGCAGGUGGGUUUACUGCCACAAGAUACACACCAGAGGGAGUAGUAACUCGAAAGAUUUCAAGAGAAGAGUCCGGCAGCCCACCAGACACAAUUGUUGCCAACUCAAGAAAUGAAGGGAGCAGUAGCACGGGAAGUCCCCUUGGUAUCUUUGACAAUUCACCAUGGAAACAACCACCAGACCAAAAACAAUCUUCUAAGCCUAAUUCCUCACCAACUAGCAAACUUAACCCCAGAGAACCAAGUCCGAUUCACGAAUCUCUUUCACAGAAUAGCCUCCAGGCACUUGAACUUCCACCUCAGCGCGGCAGAGAGUCAAAAAUUCCCAGUCUCUUCCCAGAAACUAAAAUGGCUCUGGGACUUGGAAGUCCUAAUAUCAUUCCUCCCACAUUUGCGCCGCCCCCAGACUUAAAAUUCAAAAGAGAGUCGUCACCGUUUACAAAACCCGCUACUUCCUUUGCCGAAGCUCCCUUGGGAAUUCUCUACUUCUCUGUCAUUCACGAUGUUCCCAACUGCGAACUCCACGUCCGAAUACACAAUGCCAAGAACCUCAUUGCGAUGGAUGCAAACGGUCUCUCUGACCCUUUCGUUGUGUGCCAACUACUUCCAGCUGCAGGAAAACGAUUUCGAACUCGAACCAUUCCGCAGAACCUCAAUCCUAUUUGGAAUGAAACAUAUACCUUCACUGAUUUCGACAAUCGUAAACUGGACAAGAGAGUCCUGAGGUUUGCUGUUUUGGAUGAAGAUAUUUACGGCGCCGAUUGGUUGGGCGAAUACCGGCUUAGUCUUGGUGAAUUGCUCCCUGAUCGACUUUCCGAGUUUGCUGUACCUUUGAAUCCCAGAAAGCCGCUACCCAAAGAAAUAGAUGACCUGGCGAAUCCAACUCGAGGAAAAAUACAAAUAGCACUGCGUUACAUUGAUGAGUCAAAACAGCUCUCCGUUGAGGUUCUUCGAUGUGCAGAGUUGGCACCAAUGGAUCACAAUGGCUAUUCGGAUCCUUUUGUAAAAUUGUAUCUACGACCUGAUAAACAACGAAAAACCAAACAGAAGACCAAAGUUAAGAAGUCAACACUAUUUCCUGAAUUCAAUGAGCAAUUCUAUUUUAACAUGGACGCUUUGGAAGUUAAUAAACGUACUCUUGAAAUCACGGUUUGGGAUUUCGAUCGAGGGGUGACCAAUGAUUUCAUCGGAGGACUAACCUUGGGGGCAAAGGCCAAAGCUGAACGAAGAGAAGUGUGGCAAGCUGUAUUUCGUCCGCCUUAUAGACGAUUUGAAGCCUGGUUCCAACUGGCCUCACGAUCCGAUAUUGAUUGUCCAGGAAACGAAUCUCAAGAUGGAUCAGAAAACCUUAGCAACCACACCCCCACUCCAGGCAUCUGCGAUUAG
Molecule: messenger RNA, 3426 nt
Organism: Rodentolepis nana
Lineage: Eukaryota; Metazoa; Platyhelminthes; Cestoda; Cyclophyllidea; Hymenolepididae
Source: the annotation of a GenBank genome assembly